GAUAUUUCAGCACCGUCCUCUAUUUAAUAACUUUAUAAGCAGAAGAACCAAAUCCAUUUAGAGAGAGAAAUAGAACCAAACCGAUUAAGAGAGAGAAAGUGAGAGAGCAAAAUGGUUUUGCUAGACAAACUUUGGGAUGAUGUUUUAGCCGGACCACACCCAGAACGUGGCCUAGGCAAGCUCAGGAAGCUCACCACUGGAAAAUUGAACAUCAAAGAUGGAGAAGGAGAGGGGAGCAGGUUCCAGAGGUCCUUGUCGAUGCCGGGGAACCCAGGGACACCGGAGACACCGAUGACGCCAACAACGCCGUCACCAACGACGGCGCCCAAGGACAAUGUGUGGAGGAGCGUCUUCAAUCCUGGUAGCAACCUCGCCACCAAAGAUAUUGGUGCUGGGGUCUUUGACAAGCCAACUCCUAACUCCCCCUCUGUUUAUGACUGGCUCUACAGUGCGGAGACCAGGAGCAAGCAUCGCUAAGGUGACGAUUACCGUACCGGGGCUUGCAUGUAAAUAGUGUCCUUUAUAUCUCAGUGUCCGCAACGUGUCCUGGUUGCAUUACGUUUCCUUUUUGAUGUGAGAGCUAGUGAACCAUAAUAAGCUUUCACUUUCAGUAGGGUGUUGAGUACUGACACGAUUGAUGUGAGUCUUUUGUACAGGUGUGAUCUGGACGGUGGUGAUAAGCUGCUUUUAUUAUUAUUACGGAAUAAAUAAAUGAAGUGUCUAAUUUGUUUUUGUUUUUUGCUAUUUAUAAAUAAAAUCUUCACUUUAUCA
This is a messenger RNA of Cornus florida, 771 nucleotides long. RefSeq names its product dormancy-associated protein 1-like. Lineage: Eukaryota; Viridiplantae; Streptophyta; Magnoliopsida; Cornales; Cornaceae. The coding region runs from base 112 to 477 and encodes 121 amino acids. The record is from RefSeq and is a predicted model, not a curated record. The transcript has 3 exons.